UUGCAAGUCAUCACCAUUUCCUGCUGUGAGUGUUGCCUGGCACCACUCCAACUCAUGACACAUGGGUUAUUUGCAUGCACUCCUGUUACCCUGUCUCUUGCAAUAGACAUCCAGGUUUUGGAGCUAGUAAAAAAUCUGUUUGUACAGAUGACUCCCAACUCAACUGUGUGGUGCGAUGCACUAGAAAAGUUUCUGAAUGAGCGAGGUUAUAAAUUGAAUACCAAGGACAGUCUUAGACACCAGUUUAGCAAUGUGUAUCAUUGGUAUACUGUUCUGACAAUAAUGUCAUUGGACUACCUCACCACAUUUAUCUCAAAUUCUCAGUGUGCUGGUGCAGACAGUGGCUUCUCAUGA
This is a messenger RNA of Suillus subaureus, 354 nucleotides long. RefSeq lists its product as uncharacterized. The annotation marks the transcript as partial. The record is from RefSeq and is a predicted model, not a curated record. Lineage: Eukaryota; Fungi; Basidiomycota; Agaricomycetes; Boletales; Suillaceae. The transcript is spliced from 2 exons.